This is a messenger RNA of Neurospora hispaniola, 339 nucleotides long. RefSeq lists its product as uncharacterized. The transcript has 2 exons. The record is from RefSeq and is a predicted model, not a curated record. NCBI's taxonomy places the organism in Eukaryota, Fungi, Ascomycota, Sordariomycetes, Sordariales, Sordariaceae. The coding region runs from base 1 to 339 and encodes 112 amino acids.
AUGGCUAUCUCGGUGUACCGGACUCGUGGAGAUGUUGAAGAAUUCCUCACCUAUGUACAAUCUGUGAUGCGCAACGCCGCGAUUUGGAAUGGCGACAUCGUAGUUGGCGACAACGUAGUUUCAGAUGAAAUGAAAACGAGCAUCGCAUCCAUGAAGCACGACUGCUCUGAAGAGGAAAACCUCAGGAUGCAUUGGCAAAACCGCAUUGCCUUCUCCAUCAUCGUAGGCAUGGUGGCCGGUGCCUUUGCCUUUGCGCUCACAUAUCAAUGCUUUCGUGACUACCAACGUCGCCGUACCCUGCCGAGAGGGGCAGACGAGUCUCCUCCGGCUGAGGUCUGA